Messenger RNA from Candoia aspera, 2076 nucleotides. RefSeq names its product lipase C, hepatic type (gene LIPC). Bases 528 to 1823 code for a protein of 431 amino acids. The transcript has 9 exons. Gene Ontology annotation, biological process: triglyceride catabolic process; fatty acid biosynthetic process. Lineage: Eukaryota; Metazoa; Chordata; Lepidosauria; Squamata; Candoiidae. The record is from RefSeq and is a predicted model, not a curated record. Gene Ontology annotation, molecular function: lipoprotein lipase activity; apolipoprotein binding.
AGAGCCGGAGCAGAGGCGCCGAGCACGCGGAGAGAACCCCGCCUCGGUGCCCGUCUCUCCCGAGCGCACCGCGCCCCUUUGUCGAGGAGAAGCAGCGGCGCCAUCUUCUCCGGCGCCGCUUGCGCUUCCCUGCUCGGUCGCUCAGCGCCCUUCCUCGUGGCUCCCCGGCCCACCCCUUGCGCCCCGAGGGCUGAGCGGCCGGCCAAGGGAAGGGUGCAGCCGGGAAGCCCACCGCGCCGCCUCCUCGCUUUCCCUGGGACGACGGACGGCGUUCCUGGGAGCCUCGCUCCGUGCCCCCUUCCCGCAGGUGGCGGGGCUGGCGAGCGAGCCGCGGGCCUGGGAAGCCCCGGCAUUGCUCGGCUCCAGCAGGGCCCCUUGGACGAGGCGGUCCGAUACUGCGAGCAACCCCCGGUUCUGUUUGAGAAGCCAAAGGGCCCCGGCGGCAGCUGCUUCCCAGAAAGGGCAGCCAUUCCCACGGCGUGGCCAAGUUCCUGCUGUAUUCCAACACGGUGGAGCCAGGCUGCCUGAUGGAGCCCGACCAGGAGGCCACCCUCAAGAGCUGCCACUUCAACGCAUCCCUCCCGCUGGUGAUGAUCAUCCACGGGUGGUCGGUGGACGGAAGACUAGAAGGCUGGAUUUGGAAACUGGCUGAAGAGCUCAAAUCCCACCUAGCUCAAACCAACAUCAUCAUUGCUGACUGGCUCCCUCUUGCACAUGCGCAUUACCCCGUUGCUGUCCAGAAUACGCGAGAUGUUGGCCAAGAAAUUGCUCGCUUCCUAGAAUGGCUGGAGGAAUCCUUGCAGUUUCACCGAGGUGAUGCCCACCUGAUUGGGUACAGCCUGGGGGCCCACGUGGCCGGUUUUGCCGGCAGCUCCGUGAGAGGCGGUGGGAAGAUCGGCAGGAUUACUGGCCUGGAUCCUGCCGGCCCCCUCUUUGAAGGCAUGUCACCGACAGACCGCCUUUCGCCAGACGACGCUGACUUGGUCGAUGCCAUCCACACCUUCACCCAGCAGCACAUGGGCCUCAGCGUGGGGAUCAAGCAGCCUGUGGCUCACUUUGACUUCUAUCCCAAUGGGGGAACUUUUCAGCCUGGCUGCCACAUCAUGCAUGUUUACAACCACAUUGUGCAAUAUGGAAUCACGGGGCUCACCCAGACGGUGAAAUGUGCCCAUGAGAGGUCGGUUCACCUGUUUAUUGACUCCCUGCGGCACAGUCAGAAGCAGAUCACAGGCUACUGGUGCAAAAACAUGCAGAUGUUUGACAAGGGACGCUGCCUCGACUGCCGGGCAAACCGGUGCAACACCCUGGGCUAUCAUAUCCGGAAGGCCCGGGUGCCUGGCAGCCAGAGGCUGUUCCUGAAGACCCAAGCCCAGAUGCCGUUCAAAGUUUAUCACUAUCAGUUUAAAAUCCAUUUCAUCCACGAAUUCCAAGAACGUCAAAUUGAUCCAACGUUCACCAUCUCGCUGACCGGCAACAAAGAUGAUGUUGAAAAUCUCUCCAUCACUUUGAUCGAAGGCAUCACUCAAAAUAAAACCUACACCUUUCUUGUUCCUCUGGAUAUUGAUAUUGGAGAGCUGAUGAUGAUCAAACUGAAAUGGGAAGGAACAGCCAUCUGGGAAAACAUUUGGGACACCGUCCAAACCAUCAUCCCUUGGCGAAAGGGAGACCGUCGGCCAGGACUUAUUGUGAAAUCCAUACGAGUCAAGGCAGGAGAAACUCAGCAGAAAAUGACAUUCUGUUCUCAGCAUGUGGAUAGUUUGCACCUCUAUCCAGGUCAUGAGAAAAUGUUUGUGAGAUGCGAAGUCAGUUCCCAACAGCUGUAGUGAGCAUAUGGAUGAUAAGCCAGAAUUCGAAAAAGCUGGCAAAGGUCCGGAAGAGAUGCUUCUCAGCUUUAUCUUCUCCGCAGAAAAAGAAAAAAGAAACACCUUUGUGUUUUUGUUUUUUUGGUACAAACACACCAAUGUUGCGACAUAAAAAAACGUGAUGGAUCAGGAAGUACUGUACACCGUUUAGGUUCAAGAUUAAAUUGAUUGAACAAAUAAAAAGGGAAUAAAAAGUGAAAACUACUAAACUAAA